This is a messenger RNA of Heteronotia binoei (common prickly gecko), 1709 nucleotides long. It is a transcript of the gene GPATCH3, whose product is annotated as G-patch domain containing 3. The coding region runs from base 6 to 1547 and encodes 513 amino acids. The transcript has 7 exons. Lineage: Eukaryota; Metazoa; Chordata; Lepidosauria; Squamata; Gekkonidae. Gene Ontology annotation, biological process: negative regulation of type I interferon production; positive regulation of DNA-templated transcription; negative regulation of RIG-I signaling pathway. Gene Ontology annotation, molecular function: nucleic acid binding. The record is from RefSeq and is a predicted model, not a curated record.
CUCUCAUGACGCAGUGCGCUUCGACGUCUGGCGUUUCACGUGAUCACACUUCCAACUGUUACAAGAUGGCGGCGCCCGGCCCUUGUCCUCUUCCGCCUCAGAGCGGAGGCCGAUAUUGCCUGGUGAGCCGCAUUCCGGCCCAGCUUCGGUCCACCGACCUCCGGGCCUACUUUAGCCAGGCCGUUGAGGCCGGCGCCUUUCUUCGUUUCCAUUACCGGCACCGGCCCGAGCGCGGAGAAGGGCCAAGCCCCGGGCCAACCUGCUGUUGCCUGGUGGCGGUGCAGCCCGGUUGGUCUUGCCGUUUUGUCCGCAUGUACUCGGGGAAGCGCUGGAUCGACGCGCAGGGGGAGGCGAUGUCUGGCCGCUGCCUCAUUCGGAGAGUUCGAGUUUCCCCGGAUGAAGACGUCAACUCAUUUCCAUAUAAAACCCAAAAGGAACUCCAUAAGAAAGCCUCAAGUGAAACUUUUACUGAGGAUGAUUUAAAGCAACUGCCUGAGUUGAACCCUCCUGCAUUUAUGCCCUAUGGGAAUGUGGGUACCCCUUUGAGAGUCUUUUUGGAACUUAUCAGUGCCUGUCGCAUGCCUGCCCGUGCUAUCAGGAAAUUGCAGUUGCAGUUCCCCAUAACUGCCUCCUCUCGCAGAUAUGGAAACGUGCCCUUUACGUAUGAAGAAACUGAAACAGUUGUCGAGGAGGAACGGGUCUACACGGCUACUGGAGAAGAGCUAACAGAAGGGGAGCCCCUGCUGCAAGUAGGAAGCGCUACUGUAAAAGAUGACAAAGAUGGCGGAGAUUGGGAAGAUCUAGAGAAAGAAGCAACGGAAGAAAACGACUGUCAUUUGGAUGAAGACGAUGAUAGAUGUGAAGAGUGGGAGCGGCAUGAGGCUUUGCAUGAGGACAUCACCAGCCAGGAACGCACAAAGGAACGUCUGUAUGAGGAGGAGAUUGAACUGAAGUGGGAGAAGGGAGGCUCUGGGCUGGUCUUCUACACAGAUGCACAGUAUUGGCAAGAAGAAGAGGAAGGCGAUUUUGAUGAGCAGACGGCGGAUGACUGGGAUGUGGACAUGAGUGUCUACUACGACAAAGACGGAGGUGACAAGGAUUCUCGGGAUUUGGUCCAGAUGCGGUUUGAACAGAGGCUCCGGGAUGGUUUGGAAGAUGGGUCUGUUUUGGGACAACAAAUUGGAACCUUUGAAAAAUAUACCAAGGGUAUUGGCCGGAAGGUGCUGGAGAGGCAAGGCUGGACUGAGGGUCUCGGCUUGGGUAGCAGCAAUUCAGGGAUGGCUGAAGCACUUGACAAUGAGGGCCAGAAUCCCAAGUGCAAGAGAGGUUUGGGCUACCAUGGCGAGAAGCUCCAGACUUACAUCAAGCCCAAGAGACCCUGCCGGGAUGGCCACGCUCUCAUCUCCACCGUUUAUGAUGACCCCCAUCCUGUGGAUGCAGGGGAGCAGCUGCUCCGGCGCCCGCUGCCCAUGAGGAUGAAGUAUUGGCAAGACGUGCCGUUUGUCCAGGCUGCUCACAGUGUGCAUCGCAGCUCCAGUUCUUCAUGAGACACACAGUAGCCUGUCAGCAAGGACUGGUGUUUUGGGGACUUUGUGUCUUUUUUUCUUUUUAAUGAUGUUUUUAUUAAGGAAAGCGACACACAUGGUCUUGUAGAAUCCUGUGAAUUUGUGGGCUCAUUAAAAAAAAAAAACAACCACCAUUUUUAAACA